Messenger RNA from Funneliformis geosporum, 1305 nucleotides. Lineage: Eukaryota; Fungi; Glomeromycota; Glomeromycetes; Glomerales; Glomeraceae. The record is from the annotation of a GenBank genome assembly.
AUGGAAACCCCAAACAACCAAACAACAAACCUUUUUAUACAAACGCCUUCACCUCUUUUACGACAAAAUUAUUUUAAUGGAUGUAACGAAUUUAAUAACCACACACCUUCAUCUUUGACCUUGACAUAUUCUGAUUUGCCAAUGUCACCAGAUAUAUUACGGCAGGAAGAAAAGAAAUUGGCGAUAAAGCGAAAGUUUAACCCCUUCGUUUUUGCAGAGGCACUACGUGACUUAAAAGAUGACGAAAAUUCAGAGUCAUCAAAGAAAUAUCGAGCUAAUUUUCCGUUUUCGGAAAAAAUUUUAACUAAAAGACAUCUAGAAUUUGAUGUGGAUUUAUCAGGAUGUAAGAAACGGCGGUCAACCGAUUUGGAAGGUAUCAGAAAAGCCAGCAAAGAUAUGAUUGACGAAUUCUUUAUGUCAUCGCCAUUCGUAACGGAUGAAAUUGAUGAAUUUUUCACGUCGCCGUCAAUUCCAAAGCCGGUCAAAAAUAGGAUUGUCGAUCUUAGAAAUAAGUUCACUACAUCAUUUGCUCAUAUAUUGAGCAAAGAGUAUUUCGAUUUGACAACUUUUGAGAAUAGAUAUAUCUUUGUCCAAAAAAAGUUAUCCAAUGAGAUAUAUUUUGAUAGUGAAUUUGUAAAUAAAGAAAAGAUCGGAGAAGGAGAAUUCUCCGAAGCUUAUAAGUGCACUGUUGAAAAAACGGGAAAUCUGUGCAUAGUGAAGAAGUCAAAGUUGCCAUUCAAAGGCCCUUUAGAUAGACAGGACCGACUUGAGGAGGUUAACAUUCAUUACAAAGCUGGUAAACACAAAAAUAUCGUUGAACUCACGGGUGCCUGGGAACAAAGGGGAUACCUUUAUUUGCAAAUUGAAUUAUGCGAGAAAGGCAGGCAAGCUUUCAUUUAUAUGCAUGGGAAGUCAAUCGUGCAUCUGGAUGUUAAGCCAGAGAAUAUCCUCAUAAAGAAAACGAACGCUCAAAAUAUAUACAAACUUGCCGAUUUUGGCUGUGCCACGUUACUUCCACCGAGAAAAUGUUUUGACAAGGAUGGCGAUCGACGUUAUAUAUCUAAUGACGCACUUAAUGGAACAUAUACACCUGGUGCUGAUUGCCUUGGGAUCACCGUUAUCGAGUUAGCUACACUCAGACAAAUGGAGGGAAAUGGUGAUAUUUAUCAACGACUUCGUGGGGGCGAUUUCGCUGAUUACAAGGAUCAAAUUUUAACAUAUAGUGAAAAAUUGAAGAAAGCCAUUAAAGUGAUGCUAUCACCUAACCAUAAGGAGCGCUAUAUUGACUCAUCUUUUGAGAUUUAA